Messenger RNA from Striga asiatica, 315 nucleotides. Lineage: Eukaryota; Viridiplantae; Streptophyta; Magnoliopsida; Lamiales; Orobanchaceae. The record is from the annotation of a GenBank genome assembly.
AUGCAACCUCUUAACGCCCAUAUCGAGCAAGACGAUCGGGACCCAUUUUUUAAGAAGAGAAACAGAAUUACUAUUAAUUUUUCUUACACACAAUAUGAAUUCUUGCAAGCAAAUCUCCCGGCCAUGCACAUUUCAUUAAACUCAAUUUUGGGGCGAGUAGGGCCAAUAGAACGCCAUGAUUUGGACAAAAUGCAAGUUUUUGUCGCGUCCUUUUGGGAGAGGAAAGCGAGAAUGUUGUGCAAUAAGGGUUGUGGAAGUUCGGAGAUUCUGCCGUCACCGGAGUUGGGACAAGAUUUUUCUCUUUGCGCUGACUGA